Felis catus (domestic cat) is the source of this 1401-nucleotide messenger RNA. RefSeq names its product coagulation factor IX (gene F9). Gene Ontology annotation, biological process: zymogen activation; blood coagulation. Lineage: Eukaryota; Metazoa; Chordata; Mammalia; Carnivora; Felidae. The record is from RefSeq and is marked validated. Gene Ontology annotation, cellular component: extracellular region. Gene Ontology annotation, molecular function: serine-type endopeptidase activity; calcium ion binding.
AUGCGGUGCCUGAACAUGAUCAUGGCAGAACCACCGGGCCUCAUCACCAUCUGCCUUUUAGGAUAUCUACUCGGUGCUGACUGUACAGUUUUUCUUGAUCAUGAAGAUGCCACGAAAGUUCUGAGCCGGCCCAAGAGGUAUAAUUCAGGCAAACUGGAAGAGUUUGUUCAAGGGAACCUUGAGAGAGAAUGUAUGGAAGAAAAGUGUAGCUUUGAAGAAGCACGAGAAGUUUUUGAAAACACUGAAAAAACCACUGAAUUUUGGAAGCAGUAUGUUGAUGGAGAUCAAUGUGAGUCCAAUCCCUGUUUGAAUGGCGGCAUAUGCAAGGAUGACAUUAAUUCCUAUGAAUGCUGGUGUCAGACUGGAUUUGAAGGGAAGAACUGUGAGUUAGAUGUGACGUGCAACAUUAAGAAUGGCAGGUGCAAGCAGUUUUGUAAAUUGGAUGCUGAUAACAAGGUGGUUUGUUCCUGUACUACCGGAUACCAACUUGCGGAGGACCAAAAGUCCUGUGAACCAGCAGUGCCAUUUCCAUGCGGAAGAGUUUCUGUCCCACACAUUUCUACGACGCACACCCGCGCUGAAACUCUUUUUCUCAAUAUGGACUAUGAAAAUUCCACUACGGACUAUGAAAACUCCGCUGAAGCUGAAAAAAAUGUGGAUAACGUCACCCAACCAUUGAACGACUUGACUCGAAUUGUUGGUGGAAAAACCGCCAAACCAGGUCAAUUCCCUUGGCAGGUCCUUUUGAAAGGGAAAAUUGAUGCGUUCUGUGGAGGCUCCAUCAUCAAUGAAAAAUGGGUGGUGACUGCAGCCCACUGUAUUAAUCCGGAUGUUGAAAUUACUGUCGUUGCAGGUGAACAUAACACCGAGGAGACGGAACAUACAGAGCAAAAGCGAAACGUGAUUCGCACUAUUCUUCACCACAGCUACAAUGCAUCUGUUAAUAAGUACAGCCAUGACAUUGCCCUUCUGGAACUGGACGAGCCCUUAACGCUAAACAGCUACGUAACACCUAUUUGCGUUGCCGACAGGGAAUACACGAACACCUUCCUCAAAUUUGGAUAUGGCUACGUGAGUGGCUGGGGGAAAGUCUUCAACAAAGGGCGACCGGCUACAAUUCUUCAGUACCUUAAAGUCCCCCUUGUUGACCGAGCCACAUGCCUUAGGUCCACCAAGUUCACCAUCUAUAAUAACAUGUUCUGUGCUGGCUUCCAUGAGGGAGGUAAAGAUUCAUGCCAGGGAGAUAGCGGGGGACCCCAUGUUACCGAAGUGGAAGGCAUUAAUUUCUUAACUGGAAUUAUUAGCUGGGGUGAAGAGUGUGCAAUGAAAGGAAAAUAUGGAAUAUAUACCAAGGUGUCCCGGUAUGUCAACUGGAUUAAAGAAAAGACAAAACUCACUUAA